AUGAGGAUGUCUUCGGAGGGGCUAGGAUGUCUGGGCUGGGCCGUGGCCGACCUCGGCCACCCCCCGCGGGGGUGGGGCCGGCGCGCUGGCCUCCGCCCUGCCGAGCCGCGGGCGCGGCGCCGGGGGGCGCCCUGGCCGCAGGCGGCGGCGGCGCGCGGGCUGCCGCGCAGCGCGGGCCUGCCACUCCCGAAGAGCCCAGCCGGGCCGCGGGCCGGGUGCCGGAGGAGGCAGCAGUGUACCGUCUGCCAGCUGUCCUGGGAGCUCGCCGAGGGGGAGGAGGUGGAGACCUCGUGGGAGAUGCACGCGAGAGGCCGGACGCACCGCAAGAGGCUGGCAGCGCCGCGGGUCGGCCCGGCGGUGCAGGCGGGCAGCAGGGACCCGCCCUCCGGUUCGCUGGUGCACUUCUGGCCCUGGCCGGGGACGGACGGCGCGUUCGACGCGCUGGCGCGCGCCCUGGCCCUCAGGCUGUGCAGCGACGGCCCGCGCGGGCGGGGCCUCCCCGCGGAGGGGCCCCCGCACGGCGACGGCGCCGGCGGCGGCCCCCCCGCUGGGAGGGCCGUCGCCGUGCCGCGCCGCGAGCUCGCUCUCAAGGCGGGCUCCAUGCAGGACCAGAUGAGAAGGUGCGCGCAGCAGGCGGAGCACUUCGAGGACUCCGAGGCGCUGUGGGGCUACGUCGCCGCGAAGUUCGCGCUGCGCGCGGCCGUGGCCUUUGGCGCGCUGACCCGCGGCGCCCCGCCCGAGCUGCGGGGCCUGCUCGCCGGGGGCGGCGGCGUCGCCUCCCUGGGCGGGGGCCCGGGCGCGGAGCUUUUCGCGGCCGCCGUGGCGCGCGACGUCGCCGGGGGCCGGCCGGGGAGGCUGGCGGUGUACGAGUGGGUGGACGGUUGGCGGCCGAUGGUGGAGGCGCUGGGGCAGCUGCUCGAGGAGCAGAUCGAGUACCACCACUGCGACGUGUCGAAGCCCCUGUGCGACCCGGCGAACAGUGCGCUGAGAGGAGAACCCUGGGGGGCUUCAGCCUGCUGAUCUUCUCCCACGUGCUGCUCGAGUGUGGCAGGGGCGGCGUCGCCCCGGUGGACCUCAGAGGAGGAAAACGCAUCCGUACCUCUACCCCGUCCUCGUUCUCUCCUUUUGGGGCCUCCUCGGAGGCCCUCGUCGCCACACCGCUGCAUUCGCCCCGGAACUCUCGUCAGCGCGCACGCCGGGAGAGGUCCAGGGAGUGGCGGUACCAGUACUUUGCGGUUUCCCCAGGACCUGCUGCGGGGCAUCUGGGCCGAGUUCCCAGGGGUGAGCCACAUCCUCGUCCUGGACGCGGGGCAGGCGCGCGGACGCGGCUGCAAGGACCGCCCGCUGGCCGGCUCGCUGCGCGACGUCGAGGCCCUGGCCGCCGACCUCGGCGCGCGGCUGCUGCGCGUGCAGGGCACGAAGCGCACCGACGGGGUGCUGCUCUGCAGGGGCGGCGCGGGGCCUCCGCGCGCCUCCGCGGCGAGCGCCGAA
Prorocentrum cordatum is the source of this 1491-nucleotide messenger RNA. The record is from the annotation of a GenBank genome assembly. NCBI's taxonomy places the organism in Eukaryota, Dinophyceae, Prorocentrales, Prorocentraceae.